This is a messenger RNA of Penaeus vannamei (Pacific white shrimp), 1394 nucleotides long. Lineage: Eukaryota; Metazoa; Arthropoda; Malacostraca; Decapoda; Penaeidae. The record is from RefSeq and is a predicted model, not a curated record.
ACGGGGGUAGUUGUGUGAAAUCACCGUCAAGGGCAGAAAUAUGCUGCAAAAUGUCCAGGACGUCUGGCUGCCCGCUCGCUUCGCCGGCAGGGCCCUGAGACUGCUCUGGGGCAAGAACAAGCCCGUCACCAUAACUGUGGUGGUGGUGGUUGGUGUCAUGAAAAUACGAAGCUACAUGAAGAAGCAGGAGAGGAGGAGGAGGUGGAACAACGCCGGCAAGGACGUGGUGGUCCUGCACAUUCCGCCCCGGGGAUUCUUCUGCCCGAGUCUGUCCCCCUUCGUCGUCAAGCUCGAGACCUACGUCAGGAUGGCGGAGAUCCCUCAUGUGAUCGACCACGAGGAGCCCCUGGGACCCAAGGGGAAGACGCCCUGGAUCACCCUCAACGGCGAGGACGUUGGCGACUCGCAGAUGAUCAUCGAGAAACUGGCGGCCAAGUUCGGCAAGGAGUUCGACGCCCACUUGUCGCAGGAGGAGAAGGCCGUGGCUCACUCCCUGCGCAUCAUGGUGGACGAGUACUUUGUCUGGUGCCUCGGUGUCUACCGCUAUGGCCAGGAACAAGGUCGCCACUUCCUCCUGAACGCCUCCAUCCCUUGGUUUUACCGGCCGAUCUUGCCCAUGUACUUUAAGAGGUAUGUAGAGGCCGCAAAGACGCAAGGCAUUGGGCGGCACAGCUACAGGGAUGUAGAAGAGAUGGGGAGGAAAAGCCUUCAGUCGCUCUCGGCUUGGCUCGGUGAGAAGCCCUUCAUGAUGGGUGCCAAUCCGACAGAACUGGACUGCACGGUCUUCGGCAUGCUUGCGUUUGACGUGUUUUGUCCUCCUCUGUCGCCCUUCAAGAGGAUGCUCGAGAAAGACUACCGGAACCUGCACGCGUAUUGCCACCGCAUGAAGGAGAAGUUCUGGCCGGACUGGGACAAGUGCCUCGACCCGAAUCGCCGCUGAGAGGCAGGGGUCGUGUGCAACGGAAGGAGAGACGGAGAUGCAACAGUUAUGCAACAGAUGUAGAUGAAUUAUUUCGGUAUUUUUUUUUCUAGAACAGCAACCUUGUCAAGUAAUUUGUUAUUAUAUACUAAGGUAUCAACGAAGGUCUUACUAUUGAGAUAUUCAUCUUAAUUUUUUUUCUACUAACAUUUUUUUUAUUUAUUUGAUAAUUGAGGCAGCAUUCAUGCGAUAGAUUACAUGACAUAAUUAGGUAUUCAAUUUAUUAUAUAUUAUUUAUAUGAUUACGUGUUUUAUAUAUAUUACUGAUGCAAAGAAGAAAAUACAGUCUGUUGUAAAUAGCGUUUUCUGCUUUGGUCUGAUAGCGUUGUAAUUCUUUGAAAAUUGUAUCUAACGCUAUUCUAUUUGUUUUAAUGUCUUUGAUGUAUUGUGUGAAUAAAUGUGAUCAAUAUGAGGA